AUGGGUCCCUUGCCGCAAUCCCAGCCGCAGCCGUUACGCAGCUUCACAAUACCGUCUGUCUACGAUGGCACCCGGCUUGACUGUCGUCUCUUUCACCCCCAUCACCUCUCACAACUCGAGAGCGGUUCGUCGUGGAGAAGCAAGGGCGCCAUCGUGGCACAUCCAUAUGCCCCUAUUGGGGAGGCGCUUCCGAAUCUGCUGGAAGGACGAGCUGGUCAGCUCGGCCCAGAAUUGGGCGAUUAUGUCUCCGUCUAUGGGUUUCUAAUUCACUACCUUAUCGGAAUCGAUCCCGAUUCCUUACGGGAUUCAUUGGCUGAAUCGUGGAAUCAACGGCCUUCUCCUGUAGUUGAUAAUCCGGAAUCUACGGAUGAAUCUGAAAGGAUGGGGAUCGUUUUGGCUGGUUACUCUUACGGCUCUAUGAUCGCAUCUCAUCUGCCAUCCAUAGAGAUUGUUUUACGCCUGUUCGCCGCGCCUGUGGCGGGUUCUUCGAGUGCGGAAAUUUUACAACAGGCCGAAGACUUAUCUACGCUUUGGAAUCUUGAGGCAAGGUCAGAAUUGUCAUCACAAACACCGACUCUAAAAAGCACUAGUACCAGUGGUGGUGAUGGAAAGUCGUCCUGGUGUGUUUCCAUGGGCAGCAGCACAGGCCUCAGUGGGAAGAAGUCAAGUAUGGAGAGGGCCGCGGCCAUCAGACAGAGUAUUAAACUGUCUCGAAAGAGAUUGAGAGCCAGAUUUUUAGGUGGCCAUGGGUUGGAAGAUCAAGUAACGGACGCUAGUGCUAAUGUCGCCAACGGAGUUAAAGAGAUUGCACGAAACAUGCUAACACCAACUGUUUCGUUUCUGCUGGUCUCCCCGGUCAUCCCUCCUAUCACGAACUUCAUGACACUUUCUCUCUUCGGUUCUCAAAUCAAUCUCGGCGUCACUCUCGAAGGCAUGCUGGUCAAGUCGAUCCCACCGGAGGAGCAACUUACGACGCACCGCACUUUGGCUGUAUUCGGCAACAAUGAUUUGUUCGCAUCAGCGAAGAGGUUACGGAAAUGGGCUCUAGAUCUUAGGAAGAUUCUAGGCUCGAUGUUUGAGUUCGUGGAGAUUGACAGGGCAGGUCACUUCUGGCUUGAGGAAGGGACUGAGGCUCAAAUGAGAACUGCAGUAAGGGAGUGGGCUCGUAGCAGUAGUCGUGGUGAUUGCGUUAAUGAGACGCCGCCCCAUUUAUAG
Messenger RNA from Histoplasma mississippiense, 1215 nucleotides. RefSeq lists its product with no specific name. The transcript is spliced from 2 exons. Lineage: Eukaryota; Fungi; Ascomycota; Eurotiomycetes; Onygenales; Ajellomycetaceae. The record is from RefSeq and is a predicted model, not a curated record. The coding region runs from base 1 to 1215 and encodes 404 amino acids.